Messenger RNA from Poeciliopsis prolifica (blackstripe livebearer), 5111 nucleotides. RefSeq names its product MICAL-like 1a (gene micall1a). The record is from RefSeq and is a predicted model, not a curated record. Bases 186 to 2873 code for a protein of 895 amino acids. Gene Ontology annotation, molecular function: protein binding. The transcript has 16 exons. Lineage: Eukaryota; Metazoa; Chordata; Actinopteri; Cyprinodontiformes; Poeciliidae.
ACUGGCUGCCUGGCUGCCUGUCGACCUUCUGCAGCAGCACGCUGCCCCCGCUGCUGCUGCCCCUGCUGCUGCUGCUGCUGCUCCGCCUGCCGUUGCGGUUUCCUGUCUCUCCUGACGCCGUUCGAAACUAAAAAGACAUCGAUUUUUUUUUAUGUAUUUGGCUUUAAUGCAGCCGCUCAUGAGUGAUGAACAGUAGCGCGAUGGGAUCCCUGAAGGCUCUCCAGGAGUGGUGCCGGAUACAGUGCGAGACCUACAGCGAUGUGGAAAUCAGGGACAUGUCCGCGUCCUUUCGGGACGGCUUGGCGUUUUGUGCCAUCAUACACCGCCACAGACCAGACCUGAUAGACUUUCAUUCACUGUCUAAAGAAAAUGUCUAUGAGAACAACCGUCUGGCAUUUGAGGUGGCGGAGGUGGAGCUGGGAAUUCCAGCCCUGCUGGACCCAGAAGACAUGGUGUCCAUGAAAGUGCCGGACCGGCUGAGCGUCAUCACAUAUGUGUCUCAGUACUAUAACUUUUUUAACAACAAGUCCCAAGCAAACCCCCCGUCUAUGAAGAGGCUCAGUACAGUUAGCCAUAAUGAACCAGCUCAAAAAAGGCCGUCGACUCCUUUAGAAGACAAAGUGGUUGAGCCUGAGACCGGUGCAGAGGUGGCUGCAGCGGCAAAGCGCAGCAGUCUGAGCAGCACUUGUGCUGCUUGCCAGAAACACGUUCACCUGGUGCAGAGGUUCCUCAUCGACGGCAAGCUCUACCAUCGGAACUGUUUCAGGUGCUCAGAGUGCCGCAGCACUCUGCUUCCUGGAUCCUACAAAGGAAAUAACUCCGGGGCGUUGGUGUGUGCACACCAUCUUUCAAGACACGCUUCAGCCAGUCAGAACGGUCGUCCAGAUCUCAGCAAGAAACCAGAGGACGUUCAGUCUGCUCGGACCGGCCGCAGUGCAGUCCCCUUCCCCGCGCUCUCUGAGAGGGAUGAGGCGAAGACCCCUUCUCCAGUUCGCUCAACAAGCACUGAGAUGCUAGCUAAUGACACGGUCACAGCCACUGCUGUAGUAACAAGUAAAGAAGAGUCUUUGGGUGAGGAAGAAGAGGAAGCGCGUCCUUCUUCUCCUCCUAAUCCUUUCGAUGAAAGUGAUGAAGAGGAGGAUGAGGGUGAAAUAGAGGAAGAAGCUCAAGCUAAAGAAGCUUCAAAUGGGGAUCUCCCUCCUCCUUCUGAUGGUGAAGCUGCUGAAGCCAGUCGACCUGUUCCUGCACCCAGGAGGGUGUCAGAGGUCACCCCUCCACCUCGCCCAGCGCCUCGGGUUCGGAUGUCCUGCACCGCAAACAGCUCCCCAGCCGGUGAACAUCUGAAGCCUCCUGCUCCUCCCAAACCAAGAGAAAGAUCACAGUCUCCUGGAAGUGGCACCCAUAAACUUAAAGACCCACCUUGGCUUGCCCUGGUCCAAUCAGAAACUAAGAGGAAGAAAGCCCCUCCGCCGCCCCCUCCUGGAGUGGCAUCGCCCCCAAACACGGGCUCUCUGCCUUCUCUCCAAGCAGAGGGCUCUGGACCCACCACGCCCCCCAACCCAUUUGAGGACGAGGACGAUGAAGUCAGUGAAGAGGGAAGCGAUGGAGGAACGGCUCCACCCGCAGUGGCGGCCACCCACCCAUGGUACAACAUCACUCACACGCCUGAGGGGCCAGGUUCAGAGGUCACGCCCAGAACAGGAAGUUCGUCCCGUUCUGCCAGCCCAGGCAGCGCGAAGAGCAAGAAAAGGCCGGCCCCUCGGGUUCCCCCCCAACCGGCUACUGGGAACCAAGCUUCCUCUCACUCGCAGCCCUCCUCCUGUUCUCCUUCUCCAGCUCUCAGCAUAGAGAGUCUGUCUUCCUCCUCAGACCACAGCUCCUCCCAGCUCCCACUGGGCGCCAGCAGCGACCAGGAGCAGAGCUUCAGCAAGAGUGUCUCGGAACCGUCCAUCUCGUCACCCGGCGACGACCCGUCGUCCUCGUCCUCAGCAGAUCUCCUGAACCAUUCCUCCCAAAGCUCCUUCCCGUCUGCUUCGCCUCCCAAUGCCAGCUCUGCUCCGGCCACUCCGCAGACCAGCCGCAACACUGGAGCCAGGCCACCUCGACCGGCCACCACUCCCAGCCCGCUGACCACGCAGGCACACAACAAAAGGUUUUGUAAGGAGAAUCCCUUCAACAGGAAAGCUUCUCCUUCCAAUUCUAAGUCUGAAACGCCACCUUCCAAAGGUCCUCGUCCUGCCAGACCCCCGGCACCAGGACACGGCUUCCCACUUAUCAAACGCAAGGUGCAGUCGGACCAGUACAUCCCAGUAGAGGACAUCCAUGCGGAGUUGCUUCAGCUGGAGAAGCAGCUGGAUGAGCUGGAGCAGAGAGGGGUGGAGCUGGAGAAGAAGCUGAGAGACACUCCUAACGACGAGGAUGAGGAGCGCCUCCUGGUGGACUGGUUCACUCUGAUUCACGAUAAACAUCAUUUAGUGCGACGUGAAGCUGAGCUGGUUUACACUGCAAAGCAGCAGAACCUGGAGGAGAGGCAAGCUGACGUGGAGUAUGAGCUGAGGUGUCUUCUUAACAAACCAGAGAAAGACUGGACCGAGGAGGACAAGAGUCGGGAACAGGAGCUAAUGGCAGAGCUAGUUACCAUCAUUGAACAGCGCAACCAAAUAGUUAACAGCAUGGAUCAGGAGCGACAGAGGGAAGAAGAAGAAGACAAAUUAAUGGAGGCCAUGCUGAAGAAAAAAGACUUUCACAAGGAUCCAGACAGUGACCACCAGAAGAAAAAAGGGACAAAGUUUAAACCCAUCAAGGUGCUGAAGAGGCUGAGCCAUAAAGGAGACGCAGGAAAGAGCCAAAGCCCCCGCAAGGACAAAAGCUGAGGAGCAGGGACUUGUUGGAUUGUUUUAACAAGACUAAAUACGUUUUUAUUAAAAGCAGAAUUAUGAAACAUAACAGACCAACAAGAGAAACUUCACCUGCAACCUGGCAUCUGCUCACAAUGCUUCUAAAACGUCUGCAGUGACUGUUUCCAUCUGUCUUUGUGUUUCAAAGCGAUGGUCUAACAACGAGGGCUUUCUGAGCGCUGAGUAGUAAACAUGGUGAAGUGUGAGGGACGCUUUUAUUGCGCCACACUGAUUUGUUUUAUUUCCAAGCUUUAAUCUUCUGGUGUUGCUCAGUGACCAUGAAGGCAAGGCAGAGGAUCAUGUUUUAAACUUUUUGUUUCACCUUGAUCUCUGAGACCCCCAAGUCAUGGUUUUAUUGUAGGGAACUUUGUGGGAGAGGAUCCGAUGUCUGGUUUCUGUAAUGCUCUGACCUUCCGAGACGGUUUUUAUCCAAAUCCAGGUUUACUUGGGGAAAUGAGAGGAGUUUUCUUUAGGAAGAAAACUGCAUUCAAAACAUCCUUUUACACAUUUCUUGCCCUAAAUAGUCAAUCACGGUUAAUCUUGGAAACAGAGACGGUUUGAGACUGCAUCUGAGAAUAUAUAAUGAUAAAUUUAUGUUGAAAACCAGAAAGAAUAGAACAGCCCAACUACAGUUAAGGGGUGCACCGAAUGCAGUUUUCUGGCUGAUCGCUGAUUACGGAUCUUGAAAAAGCCUGAGUUGCCAUUUUGGAUUUUGGCACCUUUUUUUUUUUUGUUUUUUUGUCUGAAAUGUUGCUGAAUUGGCAGCUGUUAACUGCAAACCUGCAGACAGGACCUGGUGGGCUGGUGAAUCAGUCACACUUCUCACAGGAGACAAGAAGAAGUGGCUGAUUUUUAGGUCUUUGCUGAGGUAGAUGAUUGGGGGAUAAGAUUGACUUCACAUUGUAAGUCUUGGACAAUCACCGAUCUCCAAACAUUGAGAAAAUCUUCACAGAUACAUCGGUACACCCCUAAUCUAUGAAUGUAAUUCAUUCAGCCCUAGUGUGACCUACUGAAAGUGUCACUCUCUCUCGUUCUUCUGCAGCCUUAUUUGCAAAAGCAUUUUUUGUUUUCAACAAAGUUCUUACAGCAGUGGCGCUUCUCCUAACUACAUUUUAAACACCCCACAGCUACAGAAAAUAUUCUCUAUACUGUAACAGCGUCCACAGCUCAGAUUUUUGUUACUGUGACCUGUACGGUGCGUUCAAUGAUCAGUAAAAAAAACAUUUUUGAAUUUCAGUUUGGCUACUCACACGUCAAAGUCUUUUAAGGUUGUUGCAGACUACACAGAUUUACCUUAGGGUAAAGGGUCAGAAUAAAAUCAUUGUAACAUCCCAGCCUCUUGUACGACAACACACACUUUCCGCUAGCUCACACACACUCACAAAAUAAGCAAUGGGGGAAGUUAUGAGGGUUAUUACCUUAGGGUAAAGGUGAUCCUACUCCUUAAUAUCCCCUUUACUCCUUAGGAGAGAAGAUGGAUCUUUUAUUUGUUUCAACCCGUUUGGUUUGAACUGGUGGUACUAUGGUUUUUUUUUAGGAUGAUUGUGUUUUUGCUUUAAACUGCAGCAUUUUCCAACAAAAAGCUCAACCAGCAAAGUAUAGCUGAAGAAAUCCAGCUGCCAUAGUGUCUCUGAAAUACUUGCCGUUUGUUUGUGCCUGUGCUGGAAACUUACAGUAUUUAUGUGAAGUGUGUGUUUGGGGAAAAAAAGUGAAAGGGAGAAAAUGUUUUUUUUUUGUUGUUUUUUUUAAAUAACUUGUUCUGUUAUAGUUAUUAUCGGCUUAUCCGUCACACAUGCAAUAAUUAGAAUAAGCAAAAUACCAUUUUAUAGGAGCUUUAACUAUCAGGUUUACGUAGGCUUCUUUAUGCAUCCAAUAACUCACAUUACAAAGCCUUGCUGUUUGUAUAUUGCCUUAAGGUUCAUAGGAAAUCGUAUUUAUGAUCUUGCUGUUUGAGUGCCAUUUAUUUAACUGCGCAUGUGGAUGAAGGUCUGCAGAGUUCAUGUAAAUGUGUGUGUUUUUGCUCUGCUCAUGUUUUUGUCAUUUAGUUUCACUCCUCUGUCGUCGCUCUGCCUCCGCUCUGUGCUUGUUUUUUGUCCAGCGUGAACCAAGGGCUUCUGCCGCGCAUCUUUCUCGUCUCUACUGUAUUCUGCAACAGCUGCCGGAUUAAAUAACAUACUGACAGAUGUAGGGUGAAGAAUAAACCAAAUUUAUUUA